CUUUUCGCGUUUGCAGCAGCGCGCGCUGUUCGGUUGGUGCAACUUAUUUUUCGUACCAGGACGGUAGUACUCCGGAUAUCACCGUCGGAACAGCAUUUGAAAUUGUCCAAAACAGUUUCGGAUUGAAGUCGGUUGAAGAAUGAUCGAUUGUGGCCAGCGGCAUUCCAAUGCGAUCUUUUUGCAGCUUUCGGUGGUGCAAGAUCUCAGGCAGGCAGGACUCAGAUCCUGAUGCGCAAUUCUCAGAACUGAUUGCCCCCCUACACCUCAUGCAUAGGAAUUCGCUUGCCCAUUUGUUUCGGACUGCCGCUUCGUUUUCAGCCUUUACAAUUAAUGAUCGCGUGCCCCGAGUAGAUAGUAGAAAGCUUCGGAGUAAUUCUCUUCGUAUUUUUCUGCUCCACACAAAUACAAAUCACCAUGUCGACCCCCAUCUCGACUACGAGUACCUCGGAUCCCACCCUGACUCUCGAGUCUUUCCCUUCGCAUUUUACCACAUUUCUACUCACCUACACAACCCCCUUCGAUCUCAUUCUUGCAACUAUUUUUCUGUGUUUUUCGCUGUACAAAUUUGGCGCGCACCGGCAGAACUUUCUCGCCACAGCCACCCUGAUCGCCGCGUACCUGGGUCGGAAAGCGAUCUUACCCGCAACGAACCUGGACGGAUGGGAUCCCGGAAAUGAUACCGUCGGGCCGGGCAUCUACGGGGGGAAGGUGCUGUAUGACGAGAAGAACAACAUUGUUUACGGGAAGCAGUACCAAAACCACAACCCCUUCGUCGACGGACCGGUUUACGAGGGCAAAGGGGCGGGCUAUUCCUUUAUGAACUCCCUGUUGCGUGCGUUUGAUGUGGAUGGCUUGGAAACCGCACUGGAGAGAGACCCAGGCCUGUCUUUGGAAAUCUCCACCGGCGGCGCGACGCCGCUACACUUCGCCGGCAUGAUCCGGAUACCAAACAAUAACGCCGCGAAAAACGCAACGGGCAAAGGACCGCGGGGUUCUGACGGCAGCAGGAGCGUCGGUGAGACAAUUCCCAGCAGCGAGAACGCGUUUUAUGAAGAGAAGAUGCGGAAAAUGGUGAAAAGCUUGCUGCAAGCGUGCCUUCUUCACAUUACAGAAGAACAGAACAAACAAAAAUCUGCUAGUAAGGCAAGAGGAGGCGGAACAUCUUCCACUACUGUAUCCUUAUCUCCAGUGGACGCCUGCAUCAACAAAAACAUCGACCUAUGGGGCUACACGCCGCUGCACCGCGCGGCUGGGAACGAGGCAGUGGCAGUUUUGCAGGAGCUAGUUGCCUAUGAAUGGCAAAAAUGUCCGGGUCUGGGAGGUUUGGAAACUUGGCAUGCUAUCAUGUCGAUGGCGUCCUGCCUUCAAUACACACCAGCACAUGCGCACAACAAGUGUUUGUGCUGCCAUGCGGUGCAGGGAAUUUUCAUUUUGCAUGAGAGAUUGCUGCUUUGCAUUACAAAAAAGCUGAGAGGCCUUUGCGCAACAUGCGUGACAGAAUGGACGCAUUUGCCUGCCGAGCAUUACAAGUUUUCACUUUUCCAGACCAAGACAUGUGUGCAUGGCAUAUCGCUGUCGAAAGUGUUGAUUUGAACGUCAUGUCGACUGGCGUCUACAACCUGUACGGCGGUCCAGAAACACCUUUGGAGACUGCAAGAAGAGAAAGCGCGGUAGUCGCAACGAGAUUUUUGGAAGAGAUUAUGGAGAAAACGGAAGGGGAAAGUUCGAAAGCGACUCCUACAGACGCGAAUAGAUGAAGAGGCUUUGUUGUGCUGGGAAAAUCUCGAAGUGCAUAUAAGUGAUUUCGUCUCUGGCUUCCUCCGUUUACCACGAGGGGAGGCACAUUUAAAGUAGGUUGGAAGAAAACUGUGUUUGUGUCCUGGCCAUAUGAACAAGAAGCAUCGUGUACUGCAGAACGAUGUUAGAAUAACCAAGUCGUCCGUAUACUGCAGAAAAAAUUCAGACGAAGCAAAUCGUGCGCACUUUCCGUUAGCAUAAUCGUGUUUAAUUUUUCGUGAAGCACUCGCAUCCAUCUCUUGUGUAGUCACACCGGCAAAUUCCCGUGCAUCCUUGUCUCGUUCUCGUUGCUUUUGCACGUGCGUGCGUCGCAGUCGUGUACGACCAACGUGGUCCUCAUUUUUUCCAAAUCAGCAACCCGCUCCUUCCCUUAUGUUGAACUGCUGUCAUCGAUUUGCUGAUAGAGGCCUAGAUUGAAGCAGCGUCGUGCACGUAAUAUGUUCUAGACCGUAAUUAUCCUGUUUACCAUUUACAGUUUUUUCAACCGAAAACCCAAUAAAAUGCUCGGGAGCAGCACAAGGAAUCACGGCUCGAACUCCCCGUCCACACCGGCGACCCGCCGCAUUCCGAUCCAGCUAAAAAGCGUGACCGAUAGCGGUAUCGUGCCCCGGAACAAGAAAUGGAAGAAGCAGCAAGCGUGGAAAACACACGAGAUUUUUGCCGCUUUCGUCGGGUGCCUACUGCUCUGGUGGGGCUUCCUCUACGGCUUGAUGCAGCUCUUUGGGGAGCAUCGAGGUGGGAGCCCUAGUAAUCCUGCGUUCAAAAGCGACGACAGCCCAGGAGAGGUGGAGGCCGGAGACAGGAAAAUGGGCGGCGCUUCUAGUGAGCCGAUUACCGCUUUCACCCAGUCGACAACAAGCGCUUGA
This is a messenger RNA of Amoebophrya sp. A120, 2663 nucleotides long. The record is from the annotation of a GenBank genome assembly. Lineage: Eukaryota; Dinophyceae; Syndiniales; Amoebophryaceae.